Messenger RNA from Pipistrellus nathusii (Nathusius's pipistrelle), 558 nucleotides. NCBI's taxonomy places the organism in Eukaryota, Metazoa, Chordata, Mammalia, Chiroptera, Vespertilionidae. The record is from the annotation of a GenBank genome assembly.
AUGGUGGCUGCGCUGGCCGCGUGGCUGCUGCUGGCGGCCGCGGCCUGCGCGCAGCGGGAGCAGGGCUUCUAUGACUUCAAGGCGGUGAACAUCCGGGGCAAGCUGGUGUCGCUGGAGAAGUACCGGGGUUCGGUGUCCCUGGUGGUGAACGUGGCCAGCGAGUGUGGCUUCACAGAGGAGCACUACCGGGCCCUGCAGCAGCUUCAGCGGGACCUGGGGCCCCACCACUUCAACGUGCUUGCCUUCCCCUGCAACCAGUUCGGCCAGCAGGAGCCCGACAGCAACAAGGAGAUCGAGAGUUUUGCCCGCCGCACCUACAGCGUCUCUUUCCCCAUGUUUAGCAAGGUCGCAGUGACUGGCACUGGUGCCCAUCCCGCCUUCAAGUACCUGGCCCAAACUUCUGGAAAGGAGCCCACUUGGAACUUCUGGAAGUACCUCGUGGCCCCAGAUGGAAAGGUGGUAGGGGCUUGGGACCCAACCGUGUCGGUGGAGGAGAUCAGACCCCAGGUCACGGCACUUGUGAGGAAACUCAUCCUGAAGAAGCGAGAAGACUUAUAA